Symbiodinium necroappetens is the source of this 687-nucleotide messenger RNA. The record is from the annotation of a GenBank genome assembly. NCBI's taxonomy places the organism in Eukaryota, Dinophyceae, Suessiales, Symbiodiniaceae.
GUAUGGUCGCGAAGAGGAUGGGACUUCUCACCGCCGCCCCGGCCCACGCCAGCCCUCCUGGGCGGGGGGUUGGACGAGGACGCCCAUUGGGCGGCCGCGGCCGGUAUGCAGCAUUCGCUGGUUGGCUGGCCACAGCUGGAGCCCGGCCUGGAGGCGGUCAUCCGGUUUCGUCGGGAGUGGCGCCACGACCUCUCCCGCAUUCGCGCCGAGGUGUUCCAGGAGUUACAGGAGAUGGUCGACGAGGCCGCGGAGGACACGACCGCCUGGCUGGCCACCCUGCCCCCGCACGUGCGGGCGACCUACGAGACGAGUGAUCGGCCUCGCCCUUUUCAGGGGCUUAUCUUUGACCGCCUGCUGCGGGGCCUCGGGUACCCGGCCACAGACGACCUCCGCCAGGAUGUGGCCGAAGGCUUCGACAUGUUGGGCCGAGUCCGCGCCUCCCCGGGAUGGAAGCCACGAGCUGAUGGGCGCUAUGCUCACCCCGAAGGGCUGGAGAGACUGCGCCGGGAGAACCCCCAGUAUGAUCGGGAGGAUCCGAAGGAGAAGGUUUUCGGAACCAUCUUCCAAGCGAUGAGGCGAAAUCACUUGGUCAUCGGCUGGAACUACUUUCACCUGAAACUCACACGGGUUCGCAGGGCAGGGAUCUUCGUCGUGGCGAUUUUCGCGACAGAGGCCAUGAAACAGUAG